GAAAGAGCUUGAUGUAAUGUGACACUGUAAGUCUGAUCUGCUGCUGCUCGCACACAUCUACACAAGAGAACACGAGAUACUUUACACAUCAGAUCGGAUAUUAUCAGUCAUCCUCCAUCCGGAUCACAUCGGUGAAAUGAGCGACUGAUGGAUUGAUAGCUGCUGAUGUCCGGUGUGGUCCUGUGGACGCAGAACAUGCGCAGACACUGAGGGUUGAUGGCCGGCUCGUCGACUCACUGAAGGUCCUGCAGGAUGAAUCCUCUCCCGUCCAUGGACAGACACGUCCAGCAAACCAAUGACCGGCUUCACUGCAUCAAACAGCAUCUGCAAAAUCCAGCAAGCUUCCAGACGGCGGUGUCUGAGCUGUUGGACUGGUGCGGAGACCCACGGGCCUUUCAGAGAACCUUUGAGCAAACCCUGAUGGGAUGCUUAACGGUGGUGAGUCAUGUGGCGGCGCAGCAGGGUUACGACAUGGAUCUGGGAUAUCGACUGCUGGCCGUUUGUGCAGCAAAUAGAGACAAAUUCACACCCAAAUCAGCAGCGCUGUUGUCCUCAUGGUGUGAGGAUUUGGGUCGACUUUUGUUGCUGCGUCAUCAGAAAACACGACAACCUGAUCCAUCAAUGAAGAACCCAUCACAAACCAACAUGAACAACAUGAAACCACUGUCACACGGUGAUUCAUCAUAUCAAUAUGACUCUGUCUCCUGGCAACCAAACCCCAGUCAGCCGUCUGGUUCUGUUUCUGUGGUGACAACAGUGUGGGGACUGACCAACACCACACAGACUCAAGUGUUGGGGAACUCCAUGUGCGGUCCAAACAGUCAUAUGAACCCUGGUGGGGAUGGGCUCAUGAGUUCAGGGCAGCAGUUUUCCUCUAAGGGUCCCAGUCAGGUGUACAUGCAGCAGGAGAUGUACGGGCGACCCGACUACCCCUCUGGAGGAGGAUUCGUGUCCGGUUAUGGUGGCGGUCCCAAUCCUUCGGGUGGGAUGGGCAUGCAUCCACAGACACGCCAACCUUCCGACUUCAGCCAACCAGCUGCUGCGGCCGCGGCUGCUGCUGUCGCUGCUGCGGCCGCCACGGCAACCGCCACUGCCACGGCAACCGUCGCCGCCCUACAGGAGUCGCAGCACAAGGACAUGAAUCAGUACAGCCAGAUGUCUUCCUCCUAUCAGAUGGGUCCAAACCAGCAGUACAGCACUCAGUUCAUGAAUCAGCCCGGCCCCCGCGGGACCCCCGGCACCAUGGAUCGAGGAGGAAUGAACGUGGGACAGCUUCGGGGGCAGAUGAUGUCGCACGGGGGUCAGAUGCCCCAGCAGGGCUACGCACCUGCUCCACGACCCACACAGGGGUCAAAGAGGGCGUAUCCUGGAGAGAGUAACUACGGAGGGCAGCAGUACGGAGCAAGCGGUCAGUUUUCACCUCAGCAGGGUCAGUACAUGAGCCCGCCCGCAGGCAGACCCCUGACCUCACCUCCGUACCCCCAGCAGAGAAUGCCAGGACAGCCCGGGACCCCGGGACAGUACCCAACCACCGGCACGGGACAGUUCUACAAGGACUCCAGUAAUAAUUAUAACGCAGGGAACUUUUCUUACAGCCAACCCAUCAUGAGCGGGCCUCAGCGGCCAAUGAGCAACAGUUACCCGCACUCACCGUUGCCCGGCAACCCCUCAUCCACCGUGAAUCCAGGAAAUAAUAUAUCUCCAUAUCCGUCACCAAACCAGGACAUGAAGCCUCACAUUCCUCCUGAUAUCAAACCCAACAUCAACACUCUUCUACCUCCUCCAGGUGACUGUAGCGAUGAGCGCCGGCUGAUGUUUCCGGUCAGAGAUGGUGUGGUUCUGGAACCCUUUAGACUUGAACACAAUCUGGCCGUCAGCAAUCACAUCUUCCACCUGCGGCCCAACGCACACCAGACACUGAUGUGGAGAUCUGAUCUGGAGCUGCAGUUUAAGUGUUAUCAUCAUGAGGACAGACAGAUGUUCACUAACUGGCCAGCGUCGGUGCAGGUCAGCGUCAACGCUACACCUCUCACCAUCGAACGCAGUGAAAAAACUUCCCACAAACCCCUGCACCUGAAACACGUGUGUCAGCCGGGCCGCAACACAAUCCAGAUAACAGUGACCGCCUGCUGCUGUUCGCAUCUGUUCGUCCUGCAGUUGAUCCACAGGCCGUCGGUGAAGUCCGUCCUGCAGGGCCUGCUGAAGAAGAGACUCCUCACAGCCGAACACUGCAUCGCUAAAGUGAAGAGGAACUUCAGUAGUGUGGGCGUGUCAGUGGGCGGGGCCGGCGAGGACGGGGUGGAGCAAACAGCCAUCAAAGUGUCUUUGAAAUGUCCAAUCACAUUCCAGCGUAUUCUCCUGCCGGCGAGAGGUCAUGACUGCAAACACGUUCAGUGUUUUGACCUGGAAUCUUAUUUGGAGCUGAACUCUGAGAGAGGAACCUGGAGAUGUCCCGUGUGCAAUAAAGCAGCUGUGUUGGAGGGACUGGAGGUGGAUCAGUACGUGUGGGGAAUCCUGAAUACUCUUCAGAACUUGGAUUUUGAGGAGGUGAUGAUCGACCCGUCCUGCAGCUGGAAACCGGUGCAGGUGAAAUGUGAACCGCACAUAAAAGAAGAUCCGGACGGGCUGAACAAACGCUUUAAAAGCACCAGUCCCAGUCAGAUGAUUCUGCCCAACGUCAUGGACAUGAUCGCUCAGCUGGCACCAGGAGCCUCGUCAUACCACAACAACUCACAACAACUCAACAACAACAGCCCAGGUAACGGUUACCAGGGUCACAGGACUUUCGGUGGCUAUCCCCAUGGCAACCCUGCUUCAUCAUCAGAGUUCAUGCAGGCAUCGCACAACCAUGAGCACACUAUACAGGAGCCGACACCUCAUGCGGUGCGCACAGUUCAAUCCCACAAUCCCCUGCAGCACAGUAUGCACGGACCUGCCAGCAGUCAACAGUUUCAUCACAGUGCCCCGCGCCACCCCUGCAGACCGCCGCCCAACCAGCAGAACUCCGCCCCCAACAGCCACACGCGCCCGGAAAUGACCUUUAACCCCAACCCGCAGGGUCAGGGCGGCUCGGACAUUCCAGAGGCCUCUUUAAAUCUGCUUCCAGAUCUGAUGAAUCCAGGUGAUCUUCUGUCCUAUCUGGAUCCUCCAGACGUGCGCAGCGGCAGUAAUGAUGACCUGCUGUCUCUCUUUGAGAGCAACUGAGAGAAACUCGGCCCACGGCUCUUCCAUACGUGACGAAUACUGAUGUACUCGCAGCAUUUUACUCUUCUGUGCUGACUGUAGAUGUGCAAAGCAGCGUGGAGAGAGCUCUCUCUUACAUCACAAGUGUGCAAACCCUUGGCUUUUUUCUACUCGCUUUGCUACGGAACGCAGACGAACAUCCAUCUGUUUAUGUCUUGUCACUCAUUUUUUUGUUUCUGUUCUCCAUGGAAUUAGAGGAAGAUUGAUUUCAGACUUUAAAAGAUAUUUUAUCGAGUGCAUAAAACCAAAGGGUUUGUGUUAUAAUAACGGUUUCAUGUGUAAACGGCAAAAAUUCAUUCAUAGCACUUAAGCGACAAAGCUCAAAAUGAAAGGGCUCAGUUUACUUCCCAUCUUGACGCCGUUAACUGGCGAGUUCACUAAAUGAGCAGCCUACUGUUCAGAAUGCAGUCGUGUUAUAUUUGAGAAGCUCGUGUAAAUAUUUGUGAAUAAUUUUGUAAGGUGUAUUGCUAUGAUUGAUCAUGUACGUGUCUGCUACAGCUGUGUGAGAUGUGAGCAGGCAAAGCGAGUCAUGCAGAUAUUCUAUGCAAACUUUAAAUACUGCGCGUAGUAUACAUACUGCAAAAGUAACAUGAGUUGUGUGAUAGUGUGAACACAUGCACUUGUCUGUUAACACAAUCACAUCAACGUGGAAAUGUGUCGACGUGAUAUUCUAUUGUUAUAAUCAUGUUUAUAUGAGAAUUAUUGUCUAUAAGUAAAUAUAGCAGCCUUAUGUGAAUAAAACAUGUUUAUUUGUAGAAAAGCAUUUUUGGUUUUAAACGUUAUUUUUUGGUCCUGUUUUGUUUUGGUUAAUCACUUUUGAUCAGUUUUCUUUUGCUUUGUGACUUUAAUUGAUUUUACACAUGCAAUUAAUGUUGUUAAUGAAUAUGUGUGACCGAAGUCUUCCUUUUUAAUAAAGAGAAGUGUCAUUUUUAUAUCCUACUAUAAACCAUUUUAUCAUUGAAAUGCAUCUAAAAAUCUUACAGAUUUUUACAGUCAGUACAUCUUAAAUGAACUUAAAUCUUUAAAAACAGUGAUGAGGGAGGAUUUUUGUGAACAAUUGCUGUUGAUCUGAUGUUUGUUCAGAUAAAUGUUAUGAAUCUCUAGAUAAUGGCUAUGGUUUUCACAAUGUGAACAGAAAAUAAAUGAUAUUUCUCAAAUAAAGCUGACACUUCACAUGCGUCU
Triplophysa dalaica is the source of this 4425-nucleotide messenger RNA. Its product is annotated as zinc finger MIZ domain-containing protein 1-like. Gene Ontology annotation, biological process: protein sumoylation; regulation of transcription by RNA polymerase II. Gene Ontology annotation, molecular function: SUMO ligase activity; zinc ion binding. NCBI's taxonomy places the organism in Eukaryota, Metazoa, Chordata, Actinopteri, Cypriniformes, Nemacheilidae. The record is from RefSeq and is a predicted model, not a curated record.